This is a messenger RNA of Pyricularia oryzae 70-15, 963 nucleotides long. RefSeq lists its product as uncharacterized. The record is from RefSeq and is a predicted model, not a curated record. NCBI's taxonomy places the organism in Eukaryota, Fungi, Ascomycota, Sordariomycetes, Magnaporthales, Pyriculariaceae. Bases 261 to 962 code for a protein of 233 amino acids. The transcript is spliced from 2 exons.
GCCAACGCCAGUAUCUUCACAACUUCCGAGAACUCUCGGAGUUUUGAGUCUCGCGCAAAUCAUACAACAUUUUGACCGCGUACUUAGUCUCCGAACCAAUUUGACAAUCGAGGAAAAAUAAUGCUGCCAGGCGAAUAUAAAUAUGUAAAGGUUCUGCCUUUUGAACGUAGACAAAAGUUGCCGUCAACAACCUACAGAGCAGAUUAUCUCUUCGAUCUUGACUAAAACUUCCAAAACAAUAACACAUUCACAUUACAAAGAUGUCGACUGUCACCCGCUUUGCAGACCUGGACAGGUCCCUUCAUGUGGGCGUGGUCCUCAUGGGCGGGGUGACCGAGCUUCUCGAUGUCGCGGUCAUCGAUAUGAUAAGCGGACUCGAUAAACAAUUCAUCAAGACAAUUCCAGGAGUACCUGAGGAACUCCGAGCUCAAGCCAUCGACGUCGUAUUCCACUGGGUCUCAGAGGCCGGGCCUGCGACCCCGAGCCGGCUCAACUGCGGCAUCACGCUCGUGCCAACCGACUCCUUCGAGGACUGCCCCCACCUGGACAUUGUCGUCAUGGGUGCCCACCUGGCCGGCUACGUGCCCACGGCCACCGAGCUGGCGUUUGUGCGCAGGACCUACGAGACCUGCAGUGCCUUCAUCGCCAUCUGCGGUGGCGUCCAGGUCCCGCUGAUGGCCGGCCUGCUCGACGGCAAGAAGGCGACCGGGCCGCGGUUCCUGCUCGACAUGUUUCGCCAGCAGGCACCCGCGACCGAGUGGCUGGAGAAGAGAUGGGUCCGGGACGGCAAGAUGUGGACGAGUGGCGCGCUGCUCAACGGCCUGGAUCUCAUGCACGCUUUUGCACACGAGCACUGGGGAAACGUCAGCGGCGACGAGGAGUCGCUGGUUGGCUUCAGCUGCAAGAUCACGGCUUGGCCGAACCGCGAUAUCGACUACAAGGACGUCCCGUGGAAGAUUUAGG